AGUAGAAAAUUUAUGUAUCUAUAAAUUAGAAAACUAUUUUAAUUAAAAAUGGCAUCAAUGGCAUCUCUUUUUUCUUUUACUUCUCCUGCUGUCAAGCGAUUACUUGGUUGGAAACAAGGUGACGAAGAAGAAAAAUGGGCUGAAAAAGCUAUUGAUUCACUUGUAAAAAAACUAAAAAAAAGAAAAGGUGCUUUAGAGGAAUUAGAAAAAGCAUUGUCAAACCCUAGUUCUGGCAAUUCUAAAUGUGUAACUAUUCCAAGAAGCUUAGAUGGAAGGCUGCAGGUUUCUCACAGAAAAGGGCUUCCUCAUGUUAUUUAUUGUAGAGUUUGGAGAUGGCCUGAUCUUCAAAGUCAUCAUGAGUUGAAGCCAUUAGAUUGCUGUGAGUUUGCAUUUAGUUUAAAUAAAAAAGAGGUUUGCAUAAAUCCCUAUCACUACCGAAGAGUUGAAACUCCAGUUUUACCACCUGUUUUGGUACCUCGACAAAGUGAGUAUCCACGAGCUCAAGCUCCUUUACCAUAUCAUAUGCAACAUUCUUCUCACUCAGGAAUGCCACACAAUGCAACUCUACCUGGAUAUCCUCUAAGUGCAUAUUCUUCAAAUUCUGAUACGCCACCACCUGCAUACAUGUCAGAAGAUGGUGGUAGUCCGCGUCCUGAUCCAAGCUUGAUGGAUACAGAUGGAGCAUUAUCACCAGAUGUUACGCCAAUAACGUAUCAAGAUCCAUUAAAUUGGUGUUCUAUAGCAUACUACGAGUUAAAUCUACGUGUUGGUGAACCAUUUCAUGCAUCCGGUACAAGUCUUAUAAUUGAUGGGUUUACAGAUCCGAACACAAGUAGUGAUAGAUUUUGUCUUGGUGGCAUGUCAAAUGUUAAUCGUAAUUCUACAAUAGAAAAUACCAGAAGACAUAUAAGCAAGGGAGUUCAUUUGUAUUACGUUGGGGGUGAAGUGUUUGCCGAAUGUUUAAGUGACAGUGCUGUGUUUGUUCAAAGUAAAAACUGUAAUUAUCACCAUGGUUUUCAUCCGUCAACUGUUUGUAAAAUACCUCCACAGUGUACUCUAAAGAUCUUUAACAACCAAGAAUUUGCCCAAUUGUUAUCUCAAAGUGUUAAUCACGGCUAUGAAGCUGUGUAUGAGCUUUCAAAACAUUGUACAAUCAGAAUGAGUUUUGUAAAAGGCUGGGGGGCAGAAUAUCAUCGACAAGAUGUUACAAGUACCCCCUGCUGGAUCGAAAUACAUCUUCACGGACCUCUACAAUGGCUUGAUAAAGUUUUAACACAAAUGGGUUCACCUCAAAAUGCAAUUACUUCUGUUUCAUAAGAAGCUUACGUACUUAUAAGGCGUUUUUACUAAUAUAUUAGCUUUUUAUACAUAUAAAUUAUACACAAGUAUGAAACAUUUUUUUUUUAUGUUUAGGUUAUGUUUUAGUUUUUAUAAUGGACUUUUUAUGAGGUCCCUAAUGUUCAAUGUUAAAUCCUGACUCGUUGUGAUGUGCAGUCUAAUAUUUUUAAAAAAUCUAAGCGUUUCUUCA
Molecule: messenger RNA, 1528 nt
Organism: Hydra vulgaris (swiftwater hydra)
Lineage: Eukaryota; Metazoa; Cnidaria; Hydrozoa; Anthoathecata; Hydridae
Product: mothers against decapentaplegic homolog 5-like
Biological process (GO): anatomical structure morphogenesis; BMP signaling pathway; SMAD protein signal transduction
Cellular component (GO): heteromeric SMAD protein complex
Molecular function (GO): RNA polymerase II cis-regulatory region sequence-specific DNA binding; DNA-binding transcription factor activity, RNA polymerase II-specific; I-SMAD binding
Source: RefSeq, marked provisional